Messenger RNA from Synchiropus splendidus (mandarinfish), 2584 nucleotides. It is a transcript of the gene fam114a2, whose product is annotated as family with sequence similarity 114 member A2. NCBI's taxonomy places the organism in Eukaryota, Metazoa, Chordata, Actinopteri, Syngnathiformes, Callionymidae. The record is from RefSeq and is a predicted model, not a curated record. Bases 228 to 1664 code for a protein of 478 amino acids. The transcript is spliced from 14 exons.
GCGCUUUUAUUCUGUAUGGCCUACCGGAACGACAACAUAUUACACACGCUUGCUCGUUGAGUGUGACGUGGCUCGACAUUCUUUUAAGCUCUAACUGCUAAAACGCACCACAGGAGAGUUGUAAUACUCUGCGAAUACCCUCGAAACCUGAAGAGACAUUCAGUGGAAGAGGUUGACCGUCGCUCCAAGUCUGAAAGUACUCUCAGCAGGAAUGAACUAAGGAAACCAUGUCGGACAUUGAAGAAAGCGGCUCUGAGGUGGCUCCUGCUGAGGCGUCCGACACCCAGUCUCCAACCUCCCUGGGCUCUCCCAGCUCCCCAGACGUGGCGACAGAUGUGGCCCCCACCAGAAGAGCCAGGAGGAGACCAGAACCUAAACCUGCAGAGGUGGUGGAAGAGAAAUCCCCGGAAGAGGAGCAGCCAGCGAAGACUCCGACUGAGACCACUGUUGCUCAGGGAGGGUGGGGCAGCUGGGGCAGCUGGGGCAAAUCCCUGUUGUCCACAGCAACAGCCACCGUCGCAACUGUGGGUCAGGGACUCAGUCAGGUGAUCGAGAAAGCAGAGACCUCACUGGGAAUCCCUAGUCCCACGGAGCUGUCGGCCCAAGUGGAGGAGGAGGAGAGAGAACAGAUGGAGUCCAGCGCAGAAGCAGGCCUGGAUGCAGCAGACGGUGCGUCAGCGGUGGAAAGUGCGAUGGGAAUGCUGACCUCCCUCACCAGCGCGGUCCAGAUCACGGGGAAGACCGUGCUUAGCGGAGGUCUGGACGCUCUGGAGUUUAUUGGUAAGAAGACCAUGGAUGUGAUCGCUGAGGGAGACCCUGGUUUCAAGAAGACCAAAGGGCUUAUGAAUAGAAACCUUACGCUGUCUCAGGUGUUGCGGGAGGCAAAGGAGCGUGAGGAGCAGCAGACGGAGGACGAGUCCAUGUCGGAGAAGAAGCCUUUGGCUCACUACGGCGUCUUGUUUGACCAGUUCCAGGGUCUGUCCCACCUAGAGGCUCUAGAGAUCCUGUCCCGGGACAGCGAGUCCAAGGUGAAGUCGGUGCUGACCACUCUGUCAGGGGACGAGCAGCAGCAGCUGCGUGAGGAUCUGAAGCUCAUCAAAGACUCGUUCUCCAUGAUGGACUUCGAUGACGACGAGCUGGAUGAGAAGCACGACCAGGACGGGUCUGAGUUCCAGAAGGAGCUGGAAGAGGUGCUGGAAGGGAUCACUGUUUCGGGCCCUGUGGACAAACUGUGCAAGGCUUCUAAGGAUGCUCGUAACCAGGCCCUGGUCUCCACUGGAGAAGGUGAGGACCAGAGGAUGACAACUGUGGAGGACAUCCACGCCGCAGGGAUCAGGAGUCUGGCUGAGCUCACAGCCGGAUCCAUCGAGCUCUUCCACAAGCUGGCCGAGAUGAUUUUAACCUCCAGAGUUGAUCCAGCUGCCUCUGUGCUGUCCCAGUUGACCGUCGUCCUGUGUCGGGAGCUGUCACUGCUGUCCAGGAAGUUCACCUCCAGCCUGACAUCAGCUGCUUCCAACGAGAAGGGCGAUGUUCUGAACCCGCUUAUCACCGGAGUCUUCCUGGAGGCCUCCAACAGCGUGUCCUACAUCCAGGACGCCUUCCAGCUGCUCCGGCCCAUCCUGGAGGUUUCCCACAUCCAGAGACGAUCACUAACAACCGAGUGACCAUUGGCUCGCUGUCACGACGCCAUGCAGCCAAACAGUGUUAACGCCCACUCACCUGACAUUCAGGUCACAUGACAGGGACAGUGUGGUGUAAGGGCAAUGGGGGGAGAGGAGGCUGCCGAAUUAUGACAUUAUUUACAAACAAAAUCUAAUAAAUGAUUUGAAAGUCAGUUCAUAAAACAGGCUCAGCCAGGAAAACAUUGUAAAAAUGUUUUGAAAUUGAAAUGUGACCUUUUAGAAUCAGUCAUACAUGUUAACAUUUGUAUUUAAAUAUUGGGGAAAUAAUAAAAAAAGUCAUAUGAGAGGAAGGUAGGUUUAAAUGUGUCAAAAACAGAGUGAAAGAAAUCUAAAAGAAAGACUGGUGUGUCACCUCUCAUGGGCAGGAACACGUCCCUGGACUCCUUCCCCUCUCAUGAGUCAUGACCUCUCGAUGUGAGCUGCCAAUCAGCAGCUGAGUGCUUCAUCAUGUGACCAUAGUCGUAAGGGACUCGGGCAAUGAUCGGCACAACUAUACCAAAAGACGGUCUGAACUUUACCAUAGUGUGACGUGUGAAUUCAAAAAUUCACAAAACUGAAGAAGGGUGGCGCUGCUGGACUCUCCUUUUAUCUGAAGUAUUUUUGAUAACAGCUAGUGUUGAAGCUUUAAUCUUCCUUUCAGGCCUAUCACGCUUUGAUUUAAUUUCCAUUUUUUUGUCUUACAAUUAUUGUUUUUUCACCUCUUCAGUAUGUUUGUCGUGCAUGUCAUUCAGCUGCUGACAAGUUCACUUCAAACUUGUCCACUAUUGAUAGAGACGUGUUCUCCCAACACAGAUCUGCCUGAAUUGGUCUACAACUUCUCAAUUCAUUCCUGUAACUGACAGAUUUUCAUUUUUUGUUCCCUCAACUGUCACAUGAAUAAAUAAAAAUGUGAUCUAUUCGGA